Messenger RNA from Macadamia integrifolia, 1257 nucleotides. Its product is annotated as caffeic acid 3-O-methyltransferase-like. Gene Ontology annotation, molecular function: protein dimerization activity; O-methyltransferase activity; S-adenosylmethionine-dependent methyltransferase activity. The transcript has 4 exons. NCBI's taxonomy places the organism in Eukaryota, Viridiplantae, Streptophyta, Magnoliopsida, Proteales, Proteaceae. Gene Ontology annotation, biological process: methylation. Bases 35 to 1150 code for a protein of 371 amino acids. The record is from RefSeq and is a predicted model, not a curated record.
AGAGAGAGAGAGAGAGAGAGAGAGAGAGAGAGAGAUGGAGAUGGGUGUGGCUUCAACACAUAAUCAUCCACCAAAACCAACCAUUGAAGAAGAAAAUGAAGAGCACUAUCUCUCAGCUAUGCAGUUAGCCAGCGCAACAGUUCUCCCUAUGGUGUUGAAAGCAGCUCUAGAGUUAGAUCUACUUGAGAUCAUAGCUGCAGCAGGCCCUGGUGCGUGCCUUUCAACUUCAGAGAUUGCCUCCCUACUCCCCACGCAAAACCCAGUUGCGGCCUCUGCCAUGCUCGAUCGUAUCUUACGUCUCCUCUCGAGUUACUCUAUUCUCAAAUGCUCUCUCUUCAAACGGGACAAUGAAGACCAUGCCCAGAGAUUUUAUGGUUUGGCGCCAGUCUGCAAAUUCCUUAUUCGGAACAAAGAUGGAGUUUCUAUUGCUCCCUUGGCUCUUCUGAUCCAGGACAAGGUCUUCAUGGAUAGUUGGCAUUUCUUGAAAGAUGCAGUUCUCGAAGGUGGAGUUCCAUUCGACAAGGUCCAUGGGAUGAAUCUUUUUGAAUACUCUGGUAUGGAUCCAAGGUUCAACAAACUCUUCAACAAGGCAAUGUCAACUCACAGCACUUUGAUCACCAAGAAGAUUCUUGAGACAUAUAAAGGAUUUGAAGGCCUUAAAGAGGUAGUUGAUGUGGGAGGUGGGAUUGGAACCACAAUUGGAAUGAUCACUUCCAAGUAUCCUCAAAUUAAGGGUAUUAACUUUGAUUUGCUUCAUGUUGUAGCAGAUGCUCCAUCUUAUCCUGAUGUCGAGCAUGUAGGAGGAGACAUGUUUGUCAAUGUGCCAAGAGGAGAUGCCAUUUUCAUGAAGUGUAUCUUUCGUGAUUGGAGGGAUGAGAAUUGCUUAAAACUUUUGAGAAAUUGCUGGGAUGUUUUACCAAACUCUGGAAAAGUGAUAGUUGUUGAAUCGGUUCUUCCACUGGCCCCUGUGACUAAUGUGGCUUCCACCCUCGUCACCAAUUAUGACCUACUCAUGUUAGCACACACCCCAGGAGGAAAAGAGAGGACAUUUCAACAGUUUGUGGCCUUGGCAACAAAAGCUGGAUUUUUGGGUUGCAAAAUUAUUUGUAGUGCUUAUAAUUAUAAGGUAAUCGAAUUCUACAAAAUAUGAGAAUGUUACAUUUAGUUUUUGGCACUGCAUAUGUAUUGAGAAUUUUAUUUGUAGUUCCGUGAUUAUUGAAAGUAUGAUUCUUCUAUCAAUAAAACUUUUUUAAGUUU